This is a messenger RNA of Rhodotorula toruloides NP11, 822 nucleotides long. Its product is annotated as priA protein. NCBI's taxonomy places the organism in Eukaryota, Fungi, Basidiomycota, Microbotryomycetes, Sporidiobolales, Sporidiobolaceae. The transcript has 5 exons. The record is from RefSeq and is a predicted model, not a curated record. The coding region runs from base 1 to 822 and encodes 273 amino acids.
AUGUCGUUCCGCCUCGUCUCGCUCGCCACCGCACUCCUCGCCGCCUCCAAGGCCGUGCACGCCAUCGGAGACUUCCCCUGCUCGGGCUCGACCGACUCGCAGUCGUGCGCCGCAUGGAGCGUCGACCCGAAUGCGCAGGGCACCAUCUCUGCCACCGCUGUCUGCCAGCCUGACCCCAUCAAUACGUCGAUGAGCUACUGCGGGUACGCGCACGCUGCCUGCACGACUGGAACAGACUGCGACUACGGAUCGUGCUCGAACGGCCACUGCGCAGGCUACCUCGGCGACGCCUGCUCGGCCGACACCGACUGCCAGGCGUUCUUCUUCUGCGGAACGGACGGCAAGUGCGGCGGGACUGGCGCAGCGUGCGCCAACGGCGACGCUUCGGCACCUAUCCCUUCGCCUGACCAGCAGUGUGUGAGCCAGUCGUGCGACACGACCACCAAGACGUGCGCUGCUGCUCCCGCUGCUGGUGUCCCCAACGGCUUCGGUUGCAGCGGUAACACGAUGUGCGCGAGCGGCUUCUGCUCAACCGCCUCGGUGUGCUCGCUUGCUGCCUCGCCUCAAGCCCGCCGCAAGCGCUCGACGCACGUCUGCCCCGCAAACCAGGUCGCCUGCUCGACCGGCCUCGGCGACGGCUACGAGUGCAUCGACUCGCAGACCAACCUCGAGCAGUGCGGUGGCUGCGUCGCCGACGGUACCGGCGUCGACUGCACUGCAAUCUUUGGCGUCGAGAGCGUCGAGUGCGACGCGGGCAAAUGCAUCGUCAUGUCUUGUGUGCCUGGGCUCAACGUCAACCCGACCGCGACGGCUUGCGUCUAA